UAACUGUCAUUUUAGACAACUCCCUGUGCGUUUUCCAGAUGAGAUCAUCAAUGUUUUGGUGUUCAUGUGAUUCCUGAAUCAGUGCAACUAAUUAGUGAUUAAUUAUUUUGUGUAUUUGCACUUGUGUGUAUUAUUAAUAUUUUCCCGGUCUUUUGACACUUCGCUGUCAAGUUGACAGUUGUAAUAAACCGUGAAAAUGGCAGAGUUGUUAUCGGUUCCGUUGAAAAAACCGUCAGAAGUGGAUAUAGUAACACCUCUGAAAAAUUUAAUUCAGUCCAGGUACAGUACGGCUGAUAAGCCCGAAGACUGCAAUGAGGCAAUAAGCGAGUUGGCGAAACUUCGGAACACCGCAAUUUGGAAAGCCUUCGAGAAGUAUGAGAGUUCGUUGGAGAUUAUUUAUGGAUAUUACGACCAGUUGGUGUCUCUUGAAACGAAAAUUCCGGCCCAGGAGUUGCAAGUUCCAUUUAAAUGGAAGGACGCCUUUGACAAGGGCUCGAUCUUUGGCAACAGAAUCAGCCUAACGAUUCCUUCACUCGGCUAUGAAAAAAUCUGUGUCUUGUUCAACAUUGCGGCUUUGCAGAGUGCAGUGGCCGCCAGUCAGAGUAUCGAAAGUGAUGAGUCACUCAAAUUGGCGGCAAAGUUGCUACAGCAAGCAGCUGGGAUUUUUAAUCAUUUGAAAUCUACCGUAAUGUUGACUAUGCAACAAGACCCCACUCCUGAUUUAAAUCCCGAUACUUUGGGCGCUUUGUCCAACUUAAUGCUAGCGCAAGCACAAGAGAUUUUUGUUCACAAGGCAAUCCACGACAAUAUGAAAGAUUCUAUUGUGGCAAAAUUGGCGUCGCAGUGCGAGGAUUUGUAUGGUGAAUGUUUGAAAGUGUUCCAAAGGGAAAAUCUUAAAAAUAAUUGGGACAAAGAUUGGAUCCCAACGAUUGCAGGCAAACAGGCUGCUCUGCAUGCCGUGGCUCAAUUCUAUCAAAGUUUAGUGUGCCGGAGCAACAAACAAAUCGGUGAAGAAAUCGCGAGGUUGGAACAUUCCGUUUCACUGUUUCAAACAGCCCAACAACGUUCAGGCAAAGCGUCACUCUUCCAAGAGUUACAACACAAAGCGCAAAGAAACUUGGCUGAAGUAAAAAAAGACAACGAUUUUAUUUACCAUGAAAGAAUUCCUGAUAUAAAGUCACUGGAACCUAUUGGCAAAGCUCAACCGGCGAAAGUUUUACCCAUAGCACAACCAAUGAGCCAAGGAUUUAAAGAUUUGUUUAGUGAGUUGGUUCCAGUGGCGGUACAUCAGGCUUUGGCUGCGUAUGAUGUGCGUAAAACCGAAAUUGUUAAUACUGAAAUUGGGCGUCUUCGAGAGUCAACUACUACGUUGAAUGGAAUUUUAGCUUCGUUGAAUUUGCCGGCUGCGAUUGAAGUUACUGAUGGCAGUUCAGGUCUACCACCUUCAAUUAUCGAAAAAGCCAAUACUGUUAAUCAGUUGGGCGGCAUAAACGAAUUGGAAAAAAUGAUAAGGGAAUUACCAGAUGCCCUCAAGAGGAAUCAAGACAUUCUGGACGAAACUGACCGGAUGUUGAAUGAAGAGAAACAAGCUGAUGAUUCUUUGCGCCAACAAUUCAAAGAACGGUGGACUAGAACACCGUCCGAUAAAUUGAACGAAAUGUUUCGCUCAAAUGCCGCAAAGUAUCGAGAGAUUAUCAACAACGCUGUUCAGGCUGAUAAAGUCGUCCGUGAGAAAUUCGAGUCUCACCGCGAAGGCAUCGCUCUUUUGAGUAAAUCGCCGACUGAGUUGCAAGCAGCGGUCCCUCAAGGACCAUCCGGUAACGUAACAAAUUCCUCGGCUGUUACCACUUUAAGACAGUUGAUGGAAGAAGUUGAAACGAUCAAAGCAGAACGCGACGUCAUCGAAUCAGAAUUAAAAAAUACCAACUUUGAUAUGAAAUCUACAUUUUUAUCGGCGCUGGCUAAAGACGGGGCUAUAAGUGAACCGGCUUUGUCCGUUGAAAGUCUGGGUCAAGCUUACGGUCCCCUUCAGAAGCAAGUUAGAGAGAGUAUUGAGAAACAGGAGAGUCUUAUUGCAAGGAUACAACAAGCCCAUUCCCAGUUUGUUCAAGAGAGAGGUUCAACGGCUUCUGGGAGGGAAAGUAAAAUGGUUCAAUUGGCGGGUGCUCAUGAUGCAUUUAGAGACCUUUUGAAUAAUUUAACAGAAGGGACAAAGUUUUACAAUGAUUUGACUCAGUUAUUAGUCGCUUUCCAAAAUAAAGUCUCCGAUUUUUGCUUCGCACGCAAGACUGAGAAAGAGGAGUUGCUGAAAGAUCUUACACAGGAGUCAAGCAGAGGGGCGGUGCCGCCGCCCACCCAACCGUCCUAUUACACAGGCCCAGAUGUGAAGAAAGAGGCCCCUCCGAGGCCCCCACAGCCUUCGCAGCCUGCGCAGCCUGCGCAGCCCCCGCAAGCCCCGCAGCCCUCUGGGGUCCCAUAUCCCGUUUACGUCCAAGGAAUGCCUGUACCAUAUGGGGCGUCCACUUCAACCCCCUAUCCUGCUUACGUGCCACCGCCCAUGCCUCAAGGUUACAACCCAUAUGGCACGAUGCCGUAUCCCAAUUCGUAUAAUUAUCCAGGUGGAUUUCCAGCUGCUCCAGGUUAUGGGCAACAGCCACCUCCGGGGAGUUAUCCCCAACAACCACCGGCGGGAUAUCCUCCACAAAAUCCAGGGGGCUAUCCACCAAAUCCCUGGUAGUGCUAUCUACAGCCAGUGUUGUGUUAAGUUUAGAUCAGGUAAAUUUCGUCAUCAAGCAAUUUGUUAAUUUAAAAAUUAAUUAUCACGAGUCUAUAUGAAUAUUAUGAUGUAUCUUUAUCUAAGUUUAUGUAGAGAGCAAUUAUUGUUAACCGAAUCUGUCAAUUCUAUCUAAGUUGCAAAAUUCAUUUUUGUAUCAUAGUGAAAUAUUUUUAUACUAUUAUUGAUGUUAAUUAUUAUGGAUUGUAAGGAUAUUAGUGCCUCCGUUUGUAUUAAUCUUGCAAAAUAAAUGAUUACCAAAUA
This is a messenger RNA of Tribolium castaneum (red flour beetle), 3037 nucleotides long. RefSeq names its product ALG-2 interacting protein X (gene ALiX). Gene Ontology annotation, molecular function: protein binding. Gene Ontology annotation, cellular component: endosome. The coding region runs from base 197 to 2737 and encodes 846 amino acids. Gene Ontology annotation, biological process: mitotic cytokinesis; multivesicular body sorting pathway. The transcript has 11 exons. The record is from RefSeq and is a predicted model, not a curated record. NCBI's taxonomy places the organism in Eukaryota, Metazoa, Arthropoda, Insecta, Coleoptera, Tenebrionidae.